AUGGAGGUUUGGUUAGGCUUGGUUACGACGACGUCGAGUUGGCGGCGGAGGAAGACUCGGCAUGAAGGCCAGCCGCCCGGUGGUGUGGUACGUAGUGGUAAUAGUACGCGCCCCGCUCCGAAACAAAGAAAAAGGUGCGUGCCGCACUCACGAGGGACUGCCAGUGAGAUACUGGAGGAAGGUGGGGAUGACGUCAAGUCCGCAUGGCCCUUAUGGGCUGGGCCACACACGUGCUACAAUGGCAAUGACAAUGGGAAGCAAGGCUGUAAGGCGGAGCGAAUCCGGAAAGAUUGCCUCAGUUCGGAUUGUUCUCUGCAACUCGGGAACAUGAAGUAG
This is a messenger RNA of Zea mays, 336 nucleotides long. Lineage: Eukaryota; Viridiplantae; Streptophyta; Magnoliopsida; Poales; Poaceae. The record is from the annotation of a RefSeq genome assembly.